Messenger RNA from Colletotrichum aenigma, 1164 nucleotides. RefSeq lists its product as uncharacterized. NCBI's taxonomy places the organism in Eukaryota, Fungi, Ascomycota, Sordariomycetes, Glomerellales, Glomerellaceae. The record is from RefSeq and is a predicted model, not a curated record. The coding region runs from base 1 to 1164 and encodes 387 amino acids. The transcript is spliced from 2 exons.
AUGCCCUACACCUUGGAGGAGCGUCAACGAGUCUACCGGACCUGCCGGGCAAUCUUCAGUGGCGACGCCGCUCUCUUCCGCAAGCCGAAGAAAAUCAAAGAAACUCUUCUUCACAAUCGCGGCCCUCUUAAGCAUGUCUUCCAGGAGUUUGGCGAAGUUAAGCUCGCAGAUAUGGUGAAGAAGUUACUGGAGAAUCGGCUCUUCGAGUCAGACCUACGAGCCAAAGUCGAGUUUCCUGAGCUUUUCAGGACAUCCCCGCAACAAGAUGCUCAGCGAGAAGCAUCGGAAGCGGAUGCGGCAAAAUCAGUUGCAGAAUGCCUUGGUGAGAUCGCGCGCUUCGAAGAGGAGGAAGAGAUCACAGAGGCGAAUGAUCUUGAAUUUCCCACGAAACCGCUGAACGAUGAAGUGAGCAUUGAAGAAACUGCUAUAGUACCUACCUCACUCAAAUCAUCCAUCCCAUCGCUGUAUCCAUCUUACGUACCAUACGGUGCACAACACGCCAUUCUGACCACGGCUCAGACGGUCUUAGAAGAGUGUUGCUUCGAUUUCGCUAGCAAAACCAUUCCGGACGCCCUUAGUAAGAGAGGAUGGGAUUGCGCAUCCGCGGUAGAGUUGACCAAGUGGGCCAGAACCCUCCACAAAGAGCUCCCCCAGGGCUUGUCAGGAGCAAUUGUCCAGUCUGCAUUGGUUUCGACUCACCAACUACGACAUACCGCCGUCCACCGACUACGCACCACUGCUCGCGGUAUCAGUCGGCUCCUAGAGUCGGCGGUGGGACUUGCAGAGGCUCUCAAUGAUGUCCCUCGCGCAGCUCAGUUAGAAGAGCUGAAGUCGGAGUUGGAUAGCAAGAUCAAAGCCAUGGAAAUGAGCAAGAACGUGUUGGAAGAUCGUGCGGCAGCUGGGUUAGAAGAAAUACGCCGCCAAAGAGAGGAGCUAGAUCGCCAGGAAAAGCAACUUGUAUUCGACAUGUUGACUGAGGACCGCGAGUACAAGGACCUGGUGGGGAAGCUUCUUUUGGCAUCAGUCAAGGACAUCUUUGAGGACAGAACAGACGACGGAAUAGGCAAGGAGGUGGAGCAUGUGAAUGGAGAAGUCCAUGUCAACAGCGCCAAACUUAGCUCAGCGGACGAGAGCGAGGACGACCCGGAUCUGUUACUGCAAUAA